AGUGUUCCAUGCGUCUCGACACGCGCAGGGUACCUUUUUUUUUUUUUUGUCAACACGUUUACGCGUGUCUGAUUACGUGAAGUAAUUCGGCCGAGCGAGAGUGACAGCGGACAGCACUGAGCCAACACUUGUUUCGGAACGCUGUUUUACGGUGUCUGCUGAUUGCUGGCGACGACCCGCGCCGCCAUGGAGCGGGGACCCGGGGCGCGGGCGACUCUGCUGAGGCUGCUGCAUCUCUCGGCGCCCCUCUUCUUCCUGUGGCUGGACUGCCUCGCCGCCGGCACUGCGCUGUCCGUGCUGGCGGGCCGCUGGCGCCGCGCCGGCCCGCGCCUGAUCGCCAUGGGCGCGCAGCUCUUCACCGUCUGGGGAGAGGUACUACAGCAGAAAUAUUACUUCACUACAGCGUGGGAGGAAGUGACGUCACUGUCGAAGCUAAGCGGGUGUUGUACUUCCGCUCGAUCUGCCGAUGACAAGAAACACCAAUUCUUCACAUCAGUAGUGUUUCCUUUGUCGCUGACGGUGAGCAUCAACUUCUGGGCGGUGUACUGGCUGGACCCGGCGCUGCUGGAGGAUCUCGGGAUCCUGCAGGAGUACGUGACGCCCUCGCUCAACCACUCGCUCCACACGGGCAUCGUGGUGGUUCCCCUGCUGGAGCUCCUGCUGAACCCCGAGCUGGUGUUCCCGGAGGAGGUCUGGCCCGCCGCUGCGAUCAAGGUCAUCUUCGCGUACGGCGUGUUCUCCAUGCCGCUAGCAAUUGUUUGCCCCGGGUGCGUCUACCCGUUCUCAAGAAAUCUAUCGACACCGCAGCGGUUCCUGUUCAUGCUCGUCAACAUGAGCCUCUCAGUCGCAAUCUACGGAGCGGAGAAAAGACUUUACCGGAUGAUAUGGGGUAGAGUGGACGGAUCAAGUCGACGAUCAAAUGGCUUGAAACUUAGCUGACAGUCGUCGACGCCUGAACCACAAUAGUGACGUCACAAUGAAUAUUGCAUUUUUUUUAAAAUUGUUGCAAGACUGCAGAAACAAACCAACUUUCUACACUGGCGCUACUCGAGCCAACCUUUACUAGUCAAAAUAGAUCACUUUGUGCUGAACUCUAUAGCGACUAUUUAUCAACAAGACCGGUAUUUUUUAACAAUUCGCUGUUGCCACUAAGAGUCCACGUGUAGGGAAUCGAAUUACAUUUAAGUCAACAAAGGAAAAAUGGGUAGCCUACUAUGUGCCCAAUAUACAAAAAAAAAGUUCUUAAGUCACAUUUUUCCUUUGUGUCUAGAAUGUAAUUUCAGGUUAACUAUAAUAUUAACGUUCUGGAAUUGAGGUAUUUCUUUUCCAGGCUCAUUUGUUUAAAAUAUCAACAUUAAAUCCAAAUAAAGGUAGCAACUACGAUGCAAGCUCUCAUAAGUAUGAUAAAACUUACCUUGCCAAAUAAAUACGCCGAGAAAUUUCCCAAAUGUCGGGGGCCUAUAAAGAUAAAGUAGGAAUAUUUGUCGUGGGAAGUUUUUUAUGCCUAAAAUCCGAGCCAACGAUGGUUCCUGUGCCAACAUUGAAUUUGCAGUAAAAUCAAACUAUAAUGUGUAAAUACUGCAAUCAACUUUCAAACGUUUCACGUUGGUAUGGUUUCAGUUGAUUAAGUUUUCAGAGAUAAGUAAAAAGAAAAAUGCGUAGCUAGAAAUUAAUUUUGAAAGGAUGAUUAAAUUAUUUAUGUUUCGAUUUGUAACAAUUUUUUUUAUCGUAUUAAAACACUACAGGAAAGUGCUGGGACUGUUUGUCAAUGCAUAUUAUGGCCCAUUACUUUUCCAUUUUUUCUCCUCUAAAGUAAUUGUACCCAUCUUCUAAGAACUUUGCUGUCGAAAAUAAAUAAACCCAAUUCAAACAAAAAAAUAAAAAAAAUAAAA
Molecule: messenger RNA, 1892 nt
Organism: Bacillus rossius redtenbacheri
Lineage: Eukaryota; Metazoa; Arthropoda; Insecta; Phasmatodea; Bacillidae
Product: androgen-dependent TFPI-regulating protein-like
Exons: 6
Coding region: 187-939 (250 amino acids)
Cellular component (GO): membrane; endomembrane system
Source: RefSeq, a predicted model, not a curated record